This is a messenger RNA of Carassius carassius (crucian carp), 4943 nucleotides long. Its product is annotated as protein mono-ADP-ribosyltransferase PARP4-like. The transcript is spliced from 35 exons. The record is from RefSeq and is a predicted model, not a curated record. The coding region runs from base 172 to 4515 and encodes 1447 amino acids. NCBI's taxonomy places the organism in Eukaryota, Metazoa, Chordata, Actinopteri, Cypriniformes, Cyprinidae. Gene Ontology annotation, molecular function: NAD+ poly-ADP-ribosyltransferase activity.
CUAAUGUUUGUAUCUCAGGGAGGAAUGGAGGCGUGUCUUUACUGUAAACAUGAGUCAGGAAGAACUCACUAAACUCUUCACUGCAGAUUAUUUACGCCUUCUUUAACAGUAUUUUCUUCAAAUCUAAACUUGUCACUCGACUCUGACUUUGUCCUCGAUACUGCUGGCACCAUGACAGUGUUUGAAAACUGUACUGUGGUGUUAGAUGUGAAAAAUCUGCCUUUUAAAGAGAAGAAUAAACUGAGACUAGCUCUUCUGAAGAACGGAGGAAACAUCUCAUAUGUCAUCAACAAAGAGUGCUCUUUUGUAGUCACUAGCAGUGUGAAUGACCUUAGCAGUAACCGGCAGCGCAGCAUCCUGAAGCUCCAGAUCCCAGUGGUCGGGACGCAGUAUGUGUGGAGCUGUCUGGACCAAGGGCAUCUCCUGCCUUUGACGGAGCAUGAUUUGGCCCCACAGCUGGCGUAUCCCGGCUCUCAAUUCCUUCCCCGUUCAGAGGUAAAAGAGUCGACACACAAACUAGAAAAAGAGAAGUUCAAAGGUCACGGUGAACUGACAAAGACUGAGCUUGAGAUUCUUGAGAAGGGUGGACCCCGUCCUGACAGGUUCAGAGUUUAUAAAGAAGGCGACCAUGGCCUGCCUGAAUUUCCUUCUUAUUUUCAAGUAGCCAAGUAUUCGGUUUUUGAGAGGGUCAAACCCAAGGCUUUGUCUGUUUUGGAGCUGCAGAGUGCCAAAGGUCGAGCAGGCCAGCAGUAUCGUGUGUUGUGUUCAGUCUUGCGUGAAGCUGAGACCGCUGUGGUUCAAGACAAGCUUGUGUUCUGCGUGACGUCUGAAGAUGCAGUGGAAGCAUAUCUGCAGCUGAUGAAGGAGAUGGAGACAGAGGGAUUCACAAAGACACACACACUUCCCCCUGAGGUUGAGCGCUUGGCAUCCUACAGCCUGCAGCAGCUGCUGUUGGAGGAGAAGCUGAACUGCAGCACAUUAUCACAGGAAGUUGGUGUCUUCGUGGAGCUGGUUUGGACUGAAGCUCUCGGGUCCCUUAAUAACAUCCUGACAGUCCCUGUCUCCAGAAUCAGCCUCAAUGAUGUGAGCAGGGUGGAGGGAUUGUUACUGCAGGCACAAAAGACGGAGAAAGAGGAUGAAGUCAAAGCCCUGCUGGAGGAGGUCAACACUCUUCUACCCCUCAGAAUGAUCGACCCUCCUUCCAAACACAAGCUUGUGUCUCAGAAACUAAACCUUUGUCAGCUGAUCAGAGAUAUUGUAAAUGUCAGUGAGGCCACUCUGGGAAUCCCCUCGGUCUCGUCUCUGGGAAAGUAUCGAGCUCUGAGGUGCAGCAUUGAGGUUGUUCCACCACAAAACCCUGAGUUUCAUGUUGUCUCUCAACUGCUUCAGGACAGGCCUGUUCAGAUUCAGCAGAUACUGCGUGUCAGCAGAGGGGUGGAGCUUCAGAUGUUUAGGGAGGAUUUAGGCAACAUUAAACCCCUCCUCCACUCCACUAGUUCCAGCAGCUUUGUUGGAAUACUGUCACGAGGUCUGCUGCUGCCCAGGGUUGGAGUUGAACAGCAUGGGAUCGAGAGAACGGAUAUCGGGAAUCUUGGAGGAGGAAUCUACUUCAGUGACUCUCUGAAGACUAGUGUGAAAUACUCCAAGCCCAGUGUAACUGACGGCUCUCGGCUGCUGUUGGUGUGUGAAGUGGCGUUGGGUCGGUGUAAGGACCUGCUGAAGAAAGACAACACUUUGACUUGCGCUCCUGACGGCUGUCACAGUGUACACGGAGUCCGCCGCUCUCCCAGCAGACUCUCUGACUUUGAGGAUGAUGAGUUUGUCGUCUAUAACACAGAGCAGAUCAGAAUGAAGUAUGUGGUCCAGUACAGUCUGGAGGGGGACGAGUUAAAAGAGUUCCAGCCUCAUAUUAACACUCAGCUCAUGCAGAUCAUGGACACAACCGCUGAUGUCUUGUCCAGUGAUGAUGGUGAGGGUUUGGAGUCCACUAAGAAUCCUCUAGAGGAGAUGAACGCAGGUUUGCUGGACAGCAGUGGUCAGAAACUUCCUCUACAGGCUGUCAAUGUGAAGUGCAAGCUGAUGGACCUGCUGUGUCAGGUCAUCAUUUUUCAGACCUACACAAACCAGAGUGCUUUUCCCAUUGAAGCUAAGUAUGUCUUUCCACUGGAGGAGACGGCAGUAGUGUGUGGAUUUGAAGCCUUUAUCAAUGGAAAACAUGUCAUUGGAAAGGUAAAGGAAAAAGAGCAGGCUCGUAAGGAGUACAAGCAAGCCAUAGAGAAAGGCCAUGGAGCCUACCUGAUGGACCAGGAUGCACCUGAUGUAUUUACUAUCAGUGUGGGGAAUCUUCCUCCUGGAGCCACAGUUCUGAUCAAAGUGACGUUCAUCACUGAGCUGCUGGUCAGAUCAGGCUCUAUAAUCUUCUCACUGUCCGGCAGCGUGGCACCAUGGCAACAGAGCGCCGCCCUUAAUCAGACAACUCAGGCAACUGUUGAAAAGAUUGGUGUGACGGAGCUUCAGUCAGAGGGAGAGUUUUCUCUGUCUAUGUCCAUUGAAAUGCCUUAUGAGAUCAUCAACUUGAGCUCUUCACACCGCAUCAAAACCAAGAGGACAGACUGUAAGGCAGUGAUCAGCACGUUACCGGGACAGACUCUGGGAUCUGAAGGGUUACAAGUGUCCUUCAGUCUUUCUAAUAUCCACAUGCCCAGGAUGUGGGUCGAGAACCAUCCGGAUAAAGAUAGUCAGGCCUGCAUGCUGGUGUUUUAUCCAGACUUUAAGUCAAGUGGGGUGUCCAGCUCUGGAGGUCUGUCCAAUGUGAGCGAUGUGGUCAUUCUACUGGACUCCUCCAAGUCCAUGCGGGGAGACGCCAUGCUAAACGCCCGCAGGAUUGCCCUUCAAGUCCUCAAAUCUCUGGAUCACUCACUGAAGAUCAACAUCAUCUCUUUCAGCACUGAUUACAAGGAAGCUUUUCCUGCACCAGUGCCUUUAUUUGAGGCAUCUGAAGCAGCCAGAAAAUUUAUUAUGUCGUGUAGCGGCUCUGGUGGCAGCACUGAUCUGUGGCGGCCUCUCCGGAUCCUGAGUCUGCUGCCUCCCUGCCGGGGCGUGAGGAACAUCCUGCUGCUCUCUGAUGGACAUGUCCAGAACCAGCCUCUGACCCUACAGCUGGUCCGGGAAAACUCCUGCCACACGCGCCUCUUCACCUGCGGACUCAGCUUGACAGCUAAUCGUCAUAUGCUCAGAGCUUUGGCUCAGGCAGGUGGAGGAACAUAUGAAUUUUUUGACACAAAGAUGAAAUACACUUGGACAGAGAAGGUGCGUGCUCAGGUCGAGCGUAUGGAGUCUCCAGGCUGCAGAUCAGUGGCAGUGAAGUGGCAGCAGUUUAGUCCCACAGCGCCCCGUCCUGUUCAAGCCCCUUCACAGCUUCACGCCCUCUUCAGUGACUGUCACUCUCUGGUGUACGGCUUUGUGCCACACUGCACUCAGGCCACACUGUUUGGUGAUUUGAGUGGACAAGAGAUCAAAACCAUGGUUUCCACUACAGAACUACAAAAGACAAAAGGAACUUUCCUUCACAAGUUAACAGCAAGAGCGAUCAUCAGAGACUAUGAAGAUGGCAUUCUAGGCAACAGUGAGGCAGAACACGAGGGGAAGAAAGCAGAGCUGAAGUCCUACAUCAUUGAGAUCAGUAAAGAGUUCUCCAUCUUGUCCCAGUUCACAAGUUUUGUCGCCGUUGAAGAGAGGGACCAGACGGAGCUUGACACUGGAUUCACAGAUAUUCCUAAAAUUAUAUCAGAAGAGGAUGUGGAUAUUUUACCAUACAUGGGCUGGACUGAAGAGAAGCUGGAGACUGUGCAUAUUAUUGCUGCUGAAGAUGAUGAUAUGGAUUUAAUGGAAUGUCACAGUAGCUUCCUCACAACUUCUGAUGGUUUUCGCCAAAGAUUGAAUAGGUGUAUGGAUUUUGGUUCCUCGGCCCCUGUAGCAGCACAAAAUAAACUUGGUUUUAAAAAAAAUAAAUUGUUAAAACGAAUGAGCAGACCUCACACAGUGGCCUGGAAUGAGCUGUUUGAACUUCAGCAUGAGGAUGGAUACUGGGAGUGCACUGACAGGCUGAGCAGCUUCCUCAACCUGGACGUUGACUUUUUUGCCAAUGUCUUCCUUAAGGAGAAAGGCAUCCGUUCUUUUGGUGUGAAGGCUCAUGCUGACAUUCUGAGGCUGGUGGCGACUCUGCUGGUGCUGCAGCUGAUCCGGGUGAAGAAGCUGGCAGUGGGACAGCUGCUCGAGUCUCUCCUCCGGCUGAAAGAGUCCCAGGAGCCCAGACCGAUGUACUGGGAAGCAGUGAAGAGGGCCGUGGACUGGGCCUGCCGGACAGACAGACAGUAUCCGUGUGUGUGCAGCAGGCUGGAGAUCGGCUGGGAUUGGGAAUCAUCUACACGUCAACUACUGGGCUGUGAUUCUCCACACCCAUAUUCCCCACUCAGACCUGUUCUGGAGAGACGUACAGGUGUAUCAGUCAUGUAGAAACUGGACAGACACUUCCCUCUUCAUUGACAGUUGCUGCUUCACUUUGCUGUGUGCCUAAUAUUGAUUGCUUAAUAAAUGUCUUUAUGAGACUUGAGCUUUAUAGUGCUCUCAAAAAUAUAUUUGGACACCUGAACUUAAUAAGAUGCUUGAAUUUCAUUGCAUUUAAAAGAAAAUAUUUAAAAAGUGCCCUUUUUGCUAGAACCUUUUUUCUGAACUAGACAUUUGUUCAGUCAAUUGUCAAUGUGAUUUUUAGUGGCCAUUUAAAAUCAUUUGUCCUCAAAUUCACACUGAUCAUUACAUUAACUAUGAUUAUGAUGCUGUAUGUUGUUUUAUCAUAAAAAUUAAAUUUUAGUUGUGAAAUGUUUUACUGACAAGUCUGCAUGUGCUGUCUUUUUUAAAUAAACUAAAUAAAAUAAAGAUAAAUA